CCCUAUGGUCAGAGUAUCUUUUAUCAGAGCAAGGAUUCCGUCCCCAAGAGCAAUGAAGAGAGGCCCAGUGGGGGCCGAGGCCCGGGCCCUUGCCAUGGAGUCCAUGUUUGAAGAUGACAUCAGCAUCCUGACCCAGGAGGCGCUGGGGCCCAGUGAGGUGUGGCUGGAUGCCCCAGGAGACCCCUCGCUGGGGGGGGACAUGUGCUCGGCCUCCCACUUUGCCCUCAUCACAGCCUAUGGAGACAUUAAAGAGCGGCUGGGAGGCCUGGAGAGGGAGAAUGCCACCCUCCGCCGCCGUCUCAAAGUCUACGAGAUAAAGUACCCGCUGAUCAAUGACUUUGGAGAGGAGCACGGCUUCUCUCUGUAUGAAAUCAAGGAUGGCUCCCUGCUGGAGAUGGAGAAGGUCAGCCUGCAGCAACGGCUCAACCAGUUCCAGCACGAGUUGCAGAAGAAUAAGGAGCAGGAAGAACAGCUUGGGGAGAUGAUCCAGGCUUAUGAGAAACUUUGCGUGGAGAAGAGCGACCUGGAGACAGAGCUGGGGGAGAUGCGGGCCCUGGUGGAGACCCACCUGCGGCAGAUCUGUGGUCUGGAACAGCAGCUGCGGCAGCAGCAAGGCCUCCGGGACGCUGCCUUCUCCAGCCCCAGCCCCCCGCCUGCCCCUGCCCCACCGUGUGCUGAUCUGGACCUGCACUACUUGGCACUGAGAGGGGGAUCUGGCUUGAGUCACGCAGGCUGGCCGGGCCCCACAGCCAGUGUGAGCGAGCUGGAGCGGCGGCGGUUGGAAGAGGCUCUGGAGGCUGCCCAGGGCGAGGCCCGGGGGGCUCAGCUUCGGGAGGAACAGCUCCAGGCUGAGUGCGAGCGGCUGCAGGGGGAACUGAAGCAGCUGCAGGAGAGCCGGGCCCAGGAUCUCGCCUCCAACCAGUCAGAGCGGGACAUGGCGUGGGUGAAGAGAGUCGGGGAUGACCAGGUGAAUUUGGCGCUGGCUUACACGGAGCUGACGGAGGAGCUGGGCCGGCUUCGGGAGCUGAGUUCCCUGCAGGGGAGGAUCUUAAGGACUCUGCUGCAGGAGCAGGCCCGGAGUGGUGGCCAGAGGCACUCGCCGCUGUCGCAGCGCCACUCCCCGGCCCCCCAGUGCCCUCCGUCCCCGCCCGCCCGAGCGGCGCCCCCUUGCCCCUCGUGCCAGUCCCCCCGGCGCGCCUUCGACGGCAUCCGGCUGCGCUUCGAGAAGCAGCCGUCGGAGGAGGAGGAGUGGGCCGUGCCCACCAGCCCGCCUAGCCCCGAGGCGGGCACCAUCCGCUGCGCCUCGUUCUGCGCGGGUUUCCCUGUCCCCGAGUCGCCCGCUGCCACCGCCUAUGCCCACGCCGAGCACGCGCAGUCCUGGCCGUCCAUCAACUUGCUGAUGGAGACAGUGGGCUCUGAUAUCCGCAGCUGCCCCCUCUGCCAGCUAGGUUUCCCUGUUGGGUACCCGGAUGAUGCCCUCAUCAAACACAUUGACUCCCACCUGGAGAACAGCAAGAUCUAGGGUGCCUUCCCCACCCACUGGCUGUUUCUCCAUCUUCUCUCAUCACCCCCACUCACUCACUUUGAAUGCUGCAUGAAUCUCGUGGGGGGCCCCUGCCCCUUGCGACCCCCAGAUACCUCCACUAGCUACCAAGUCAACGUGUGUGCCGUCUUCCCUGGUCUAGGCACCACUCAGCCCUGGCUCUUCCUGGAAGGCCAGCGGAGGCUCUCCCCAGCUCCCUGGCUUCUGCUGGGGCUGGGGGGAGGGGGGGAUCUGGGCUGGGAUGGGAGAGGCAUAUCCCACCCAGCCUCUCCCUCUGCCUUUCUGUUCUCAAGACAGGGUUGGAUCCAAGAAGGUGUCUAGUGCUUGGGCCUGGGGGAGGGGGAGGGUAUCAGAGGACUCUGGGAGCUCCCCUAGCCUCUCCCCAGGUGUCCAUCUUUCUCAGGCUGUGCUCUGUCCAGGGAGCACCUCCCUGUGGGGUCCCAGAGCCUGCCUUGCACACUGAUACCAGUUCCUCCAUCCCAUGGCCAGCUCGGGGCUCUUGGCACGGGCCCCCCUUGGGAGAAGGAGGCAUCUUUUUUCCUUGCCAUUCCCUGCAGGCCAGUCUUGUUCUCCUCCUCUGCCUCCCUGGGGAAUAGGGAGGGUGGGAGUGGAGAGGGAGGACCCUGCAGGACUGGGAGGAUUCAGCCUAAAGAGGCCGCCCUGAGGGCAGGGAGUGCAGGGGGACACCCUGCACCAUGACCCCCAGGCCAGGGGAGUAUUUGUGCUAGCCUCCCAGGCCCCUGCGUCCCCCUGGAGCCCCUAGCACCAAGACAUAGGUUGUUAAGACAGAUGCCCCCCUCCACCCUUACCCUACUCGAGUCCCUGACAGCACAGGUGCCCUGGAGCCCGUGUGUGACUCGGCCUCCGUUAGCUGGGUGGGUGCCAUCAGCCCUGCCUCCCAGGCCAGAACCUACGGAUGGGCCCAGGGUGCUGUUGGAGAUCAACUUCAAAAGAGCUAACCCCCUUCCCAUACCCCAGCAACCCACAUUCCCUCUGUGAAAUCUACCUCAGAGUCGUACCCUCAGAAGGAUGGGUAAGCAGGAGGCCAGGGGGUCCCCAGGGCUGAGGUGGGGAGCUUCCUACGGCAAGAGCCUGCUGCCCCACGAUGAAUCCAGCUCUCCCCCGCUCCCCACUGUGAGCCUCUCCCAGGUCUCAGCCCCGGGCUGGUGGCAGUGGGCAUUACCGUCAGUGCAUGUACCAUUCUGAUCCAACUCUUCCAGGCACCCCCCCCACCGCCUCCUCACACCCCCUCCUCCUCAGUGCAGGGGAGUGAAGAGGUGUGUCAGGCAGGAAGGGACCAAGGACUCCAGAGACACAUGGCAUUGUACCUUGAGUGUUCCCCGCACCCUGCCCGGGGAGGGGAAAUGGGGAAGGGGCCUGGAGAGGGAAGUGGGGGCCCCUGAGCUCUCUGAACAAGUUGGAAGUCCAAAUAAAACUUACCUGUCCCACCUGC
Ailuropoda melanoleuca (giant panda) is the source of this 2996-nucleotide messenger RNA. RefSeq names its product TBK1 binding protein 1 (gene TBKBP1). Lineage: Eukaryota; Metazoa; Chordata; Mammalia; Carnivora; Ursidae. Gene Ontology annotation, cellular component: cytoplasm. The record is from RefSeq and is a predicted model, not a curated record.